AUGAAUUUUUAUUUAUUUUUUAAUUUUUUCCUUGUUUUCUCAUUCUGUUUUCAAUUAAAAAUUAUUAAUUCGAAUUAUUCUGGAAAAUGGAAGGACCGUUUACCUUAUUACAAAUUAAAGUUAAAUGGUGACAGUAGACCUACUAAUUGUAAUAAACAAAAUUCAAGUUCAGUUCCUGAAGGUCCAGUCAACAUAAAAACAACAAAACCUUUCUAUCCAAAUUUAAAAUCAAACCUUGUUUUUCAUUCACCAAUUUCUUCUAAAUCUUCAUUUCCUUCAAAAUAUUCAGGUUAUUCUUCUCAUCAGCUAUCACCUCCAUAUAAUCAACGACAAAAGCACAAACUACCAUCUCUCAAAAAACCUUGGUGGCCAUUACUUCAUCCAACAUUUCCUCCUUCACCUCCAUUACCUCAAUUUAUUGGGCCAGAAAAGAGAACAGAACAAUCUGCUUCUUCGAUAGAUUCUCUAACUAUACACCAACUUUACAAAAACACUCUCAACGCCUUAUGCCGUUUGUUACCCCGCCUUUUACGAAAUCUCUCAUAUGAGGAGUGCAUUGUUAGUGGACGAAAAGCUGCCAGAUAUAUUCGUCCAAUAAUUCGUAAACAAAGUGAACAAGCAAGUGAAGAAGACAAAACUCUAACAAACAAAGUAGAUCAAGUUAAUCGUUGGCAUAAAUAUAGGUUAAAACUGCCUCAAUCAAAAACAGUCAAAGAAUUAAUUGAGCCUUGGUAUUUUAGUGGAUUAACGAAAGAAAAUCAAAAAAUUGGAAAGAAGAAUUGCGGGAAUUAA
Messenger RNA from Meloidogyne enterolobii, 792 nucleotides. Lineage: Eukaryota; Metazoa; Nematoda; Chromadorea; Rhabditida; Meloidogynidae. The record is from the annotation of a GenBank genome assembly.